AUUUUCCUCCCUGUUUCCCUUCCUUGUUCCUUGAGCAGUUGAAUCCAUCACCCCUCCGCCAUCUCUCUCUCUCUCCUCCGAGAGAAGAAGAGAUCGGCAAAGCACCAUCCCUGAUCGCCUCCAUCUCCGCGAUCUCCGAAUCCUAAUUCCCUCGAAACCCCUUCGAUUCCUCUUUCAAGAUCUCGAUUCAGCGAUCUCUUCCGCGGAAAUGGCUUAUUCUCUGUGAUCUCGAAGCUCCACACGACCCCUCCGCGUACUCCUCCAGCCCCCGUGUAUCCGAUCUUUCUCCGCUUCUCCAAGAUCGCAGCUAUGGCGAUUCGCGUCACCGUCUCCUACUCCGGCUACCUGGCCCAGACCCUCGCGGCCAACGCCGGCCUCCGCUGCGGCAAUUGCCGCCUCUUCCAAGACGUCGCCGGCCCGCUCGCCUUCUUCGCCGGCCGCCGCCGCUCCGACAAUGAUCAUCCCCCCGCCCCCGAUCCUAGCCCCGGUCGAUCUGGUGCUUCCAGUUGGUCCAAGGCCCCGGCUUCCAGGUUCUUCUCCUCUUCGUCCUUCUCCAAGGAUCCCUUGGUGAAGGAUCGGAUCGGGUCGAAUCUGACUGUUGGGUUGCUCUCUGUCGUGGUUUCCGGCUCCGGGCCGUCGGUGCCCGGCAUCGGAGCUUUGGGGAUCUCGUCUUCCAAGGCGAUGGUGUUCAAUCCCUCGUCGUUUCUCCCGUUCUUGCAGCAAACGAAGUGGUUUCCGUGCAAUGAAUUCUUCCCGGGGUCGGCAAGCAGUGCCCCGGUGGAUAAGGGAGGUACGGUCCCCAGCGAGACAGAGAUGGUUCCUCGCAAUAACAGGGGUGGGAUGCUUUCUGGUGAGGGGAGUAGGGCUAAGGAGAGCUCGAGCUCCAUGGUGACUGCCAAAGGUCUGGGCAGCAAGCCCGUUAAAAUGAAUUCGGGCGAGAGGAAUGGGUGGCUCUCGCGGUGGAUGAGUUCCUGCUCGGAUGAUUGUAAGACUGUUUUUGCAGCGGUGACUGUUCCGCUGCUCUAUGGGUCGUUCUUGGCGGAGCCGAGAUCGAUCCCUUCUAGGUCUAUGUAUCCGACGUUUGAUGUUGGAGACCGGAUUCUAGCAGAGAAGGUCUCUUAUCUAUUCAGAGAGCCAGAAGUAACAGACAUUGUCAUCUUCAAGGCUCCUACAAUUCUUCAGGAAAUUGGAUACAAUUCAGGUGAUGUCUUCAUCAAAAGGGUUGUAGCUAAGGCUGGGGAUUAUGUCGAAGUGUACGAUGGUAAAUUAUUGGUUAAUGGUAUUGUCCAAGAUGAAGAGUUCAUACUAGAGCCUCUUGACUACGAAAUGGACCCAGUGCUUGUACCUGAAGGUUGUGUCUUCGUACUGGGAGAUAAUCGCAAUAACAGCUUCGACUCUCAUAACUGGGGCCCUCUUCCUGUCAAAAAUAUUUUUGGAAGAUCGGUGCUACGAUACUGGCCUCCAUCAAAAAUAUCAGACACUACUUAUGAACCAAAUUCAAUGCAAACUGUGCUGGGAGUUUCUUGACACAUCCCCAUCUGCUCGAAGAACACGAUCUGACUGAAAUGGAUGGAAUUCUGUUGGUGACCUGACAUGUUAAUAUUCAGAAUAUUCUACUUCCAGCAUCACUCGUUUCUCUCUAGGUUUUGUGCACUCUUUCCACUUUUUUUUUUCUGAAAUGGCUUAAACGAUGUUGAAACAAAGCCAACGGAUAAGGCACCCCCCCACCCCGGGGCCAAGUUGAGGAGGAGCAGAAAGCCCGUGCAGACCUCUGGAGUCUCACGGUCUUAGACAAGUACUCUGUCGGAUACGUGUCCUUGCCGUAGCCUCUGAAGCCGCUUUGAUAUGGGUAGCGAAAUAAUUAUGCGAAGUCGAUUUGCAAUGCUUUGGUUGAAUAUCCGGCGUUCUCUGUUUGGCUGCCGCAACUUUUAGGUGGACUUCGGUGGCCGCCUAAGAAAUAUUGCAUGGUGUCUAGGAGGAUUGAAUGCGGCAAAAAGCACUUUUGUUUGCAUAUUAGUGUGAUCGCAGAAAUUAUGCGUCAGAAUGCCCGAAAGGGAUGGUUUUUUUGAAUUAUGUGCUCAAAUCUACUGAAUGAAUAUUGGAAAGGCAAUAUUAGCAUCCAAAAAACAUUCAUUAUGCAUUAUUUAGUAUGUCCGUUGCUCUUCGUUUUAGAUGCUAAUUUUGAGACUCUGCAUUU
Messenger RNA from Phoenix dactylifera (date palm), 2197 nucleotides. Its product is annotated as putative thylakoidal processing peptidase 2, chloroplastic. Gene Ontology annotation, molecular function: serine-type endopeptidase activity. Gene Ontology annotation, cellular component: chloroplast thylakoid membrane. The record is from RefSeq and is a predicted model, not a curated record. Gene Ontology annotation, biological process: thylakoid membrane organization. NCBI's taxonomy places the organism in Eukaryota, Viridiplantae, Streptophyta, Magnoliopsida, Arecales, Arecaceae.